Messenger RNA from Suillus fuscotomentosus, 631 nucleotides. RefSeq lists its product as uncharacterized. The record is from RefSeq and is a predicted model, not a curated record. The transcript is spliced from 2 exons. Lineage: Eukaryota; Fungi; Basidiomycota; Agaricomycetes; Boletales; Suillaceae. Bases 81 to 401 code for a protein of 106 amino acids.
UCGUCGUAUCAAAGCUUUGUGAACUUGAUUUCACUCUUUGAUUUGAGAAAGGCGUCAUUUUAACAUCUCUUCUGGCUUUAAUGCUACUGUCGGCAACAUGCAGAAUUUGGGCCUUGAGAUAUCCUCCCCCUCGCGAUAUUUCGCGGAAAAGUCGAUGGGCGAAACUGGUUUUGUUGAGACCGGCCAUUGUUGCGUCCUGCUUCAACUUCUUCAUCGUCUUGUCACUCAAGAGAGCAGCAUCGGUCGUGCGGCCUUACAUCCUUGAACCACUCGCGCUGCUUGUGUCUUGGAUACUCACCCGACUGAACCAUCGUCGGACGCGAUCAUCAUCAACCAUCCUCCUACUGUUUUGGCCUUGUUACACCGUCGACCUCGCGAUAUGGACCAAAUCGUUCGUGUAGGGCGAAGUCUCGAAGGGACUUUUCGUAGUUCUCUCAAAUGGGCUGUCGAACUUUUCUCUCUCCCGGCACACGCGCUGGAGUGCGUCUCCCCUGAUGAUUCGGUCAAGGAUAAUACGGAGAGCCCAAUGGUCACGGCAAAUGUAUACAGCAUCUGGUGAUUUGCUUGGUUGACACCGUUGAUGCAGAAAGGUUCGAAAGAGUUCAUCACGACUUGCCUGCUUUGCUUCCCC